AUGGAAAGCCCAUUACAUCUGCAGAACCAUUUCUUUCCGGAGCAGCAGCAGCAGCACCAGCACUACUGCGGGCGGGAGGACCGACUCGGCAGCAAGCGCGACCACUGCUGCACCUGCAACACCUGCAGGAAAAACCUGGUCUUCCGCGGGACGUCGCCGACCACCGUGGGAACUUUGAGGACGCCCUCGGAGACCUCCUCGAGAGCGGGCUGUCAGUACAGCGAGUUCAGCCCCUCCAGCCAUGGUAGCUGGUCCAGACAGCCGGAUCCGGAGCAGCAGCAGCAGCAGCGGCGGGGCAGCAGCCUGGGCAGCGGCAGCGGCAGCGGCGGCGGCGGCCACCGCCACAUCACCAUGAGCAGCUGCAGAUACAACGGCGGCGUCAUGCGGCCGCUCAGCAACUUGAGCUCGUCCCGCAGAAACAUACACGAGUUCGAUUCCGAGUCGCAGCCGCUGCAGCCCAUCUCUGGGGCAGAUGCGUCGGACGCUCGUGGAUCCAAAGCAGAGAACAACUCCAGCAGCCUGAUGCCUUACGCGUCGGCAGACGGAGGGGGAGGCUGCGGACACAGCGGGGGCAAAUCUGGGAAGAAGAAGAACCAGAACAUCGGGGAGAAGCUGGGACACCGCAGGGCCUUGUUCGAGAAGAGGAAGCGGCUCAGCGACUAUGCUUUAAUCUUUGGGAUGUUUGGGAUCGUUGUUAUGGUUAUAGAGACGGAACUGUCCUGGGGAGCCUAUGGAAAGGAGUCCCUGUAUUCAUUAGCUCUAAAAUGCCUGAUAAGCCUUUCUACAAUCAUCCUCCUGGGGCUGAUUAUCAUCUACCAUGCAAGAGAGAUACAGUUAUUUAUGGUGGACAACGCGGCCGACGACUGGAGGAUAGCCAUGACGUACGAGCGCAUCUUCUUCAUCUGCCUGGAGAUCCUUGUGUGCGCCAUCCACCCUAUCCCAGGGAACUACACCUUCACAUGGACGGCGCGCUUGGCCUUCACCUACGUGCAGUCCAAGACGGAUGCAGACGUGGACAUCAUCCUUUCCAUCCCCAUGUUCCUGCGGCUGUACCUCAUCGCUCGUGUCAUGCUGCUGCACAGCAAGCUUUUCACGGACGCCUCGUCCCGCAGCAUCGGUGCACUCAACAAGAUUAACUUUAACACGCGCUUCGUGAUGAAGACUCUCAUGACCAUCUGUCCGGGCACCGUGCUGCUGGUCUUCACCAUCUCGCUAUGGAUCAUUGCAGCGUGGACUGUGAGAGCCUGCGAGAGGUACCAUGACAACCAGGACAUAAGCAGCAACUUUCUAGGAGCCAUGUGGUUGAUCUCAAUCACGUUUCUCACCAUCGGUUACGGUGACAUGGUCCCCAACACCUACUGUGGGAAAGGAGUCUGCCUCCUCACUGGCAUCAUGGGUGCUGGCUGCACAGCCUUGGUGGUGGCUGUGGUAGCAAAGAAGCUGGAACUAACCAAAGCUGAAAAACACGUCCACAAUUUUAUGAUGGACACCCAGCUAACAAAAAGAGUAAAAAACACAGCUGCGAAUGUUCUCAGGGAGACGUGGCUCAUCUACAAAAACACCAAGCUAGUGAGGAAGAUGGACCACGCCAGAGUCAGGAAGCAUCAGAGGAAGUUCCUGCAAGCCAUUCACCAAUUGAGAAGUGUUAAAAUGGAGCAACGCAAGCUGAAUGACCAAGCAAACUCACUAGUGGACCUUGCAAAGACUCAGAACAUCAUGUAUGACAUGAUUUCGGACUUGAACGAGCGAGGCGAGGACAUGGAGAAGAGGAUCGCCCUGCUGGAGACAAAGCUGGAGACGCUACUGAGUAACUUGCAGGCUCUUCCAGGACUCAUCAGUCAGGUCAUCAGCCAACAGCACAGGGACUUCCUCGAGGUUCAGCUCCAGCCUUACGACAAACACAGUCCUGAGCGCUCGCAGUCCGUGUCCAGACGGAGGUCGUCCUCCACAGCACCACACACCUCGUCCGAGAGCAGCUAGAGACCACGAGGAAUGACUUUUGCCAUCAUAUGGCCAAGUUGCAUUUAUCUCAAAGCCUUAUGGUUUCAAUAAGUAUUACCCAAAUUCUGAUGACAGAAUCAAAGCUACUAUGGACAAUGCGUUUUAAUGGAUAGCGACACGCUGUUACUUGUUUUUUUAUUACCUCAAACAUUGUUGUUAAAAACAUUGUUGUCCUUGCCUGGUUGACAGGGCCACAAAUAAUGGCGCUUCCUUGAGAUGAAAUGCAAAAACGGGGCUAUCAUUUGAACUCUCCUCCACUGUUGUGUAGCGGUCACCAGGUUUGAGUGGUGAGGCUACCGUGCGUGAACGUAAUGCACUAAAGUAGUGCUUAUCACAGAGUCAUCUGUGGUUGUCAAAGCAAAUUGAAAGAUUAAACAAGUAAUAAUUAGAGUAGUUACUUUGCUAGAGAGACAGCAAAUAUAAGGUUUAAAUUAGUAAAUAAUAGCCGCUUUGUUGCUCCUAUAGAAUGAAUUGGGGGCAACUUUACCAAGAAUUUAAUCCCUUGGUCCAAGUGAAUGCAUCGAAAUCUGUACUUGCACUUACUCAAUACACUUCAAUGCUGUCUGGUGUGUGAUGAUAUGAAGAUGCAUUGCUCAUUAAAGAACAGUAGAGAUGUUUGGGGCAUGGGUUUAUCGUCGUCAGUUCCAAAGUUAUUGUGAGUACGAAUUAAUCAAUUUUAUCCUCGAGGUUUUUUUUUUUUUGUAGUACUUACAAAGAUGGAUAUAAGGCCUGCUCAUGGUCUUGCUUUGCCUCAUCCCACAGGUCUCCUUAACUAAAACCAACGCUCAGAAAAAAGUGCACAAAACCAAACCUAUACCAACUUGUAGCCAUAUAUGUGCGGUUUCCAGAUGUCACUCGAAGAUUUACACUCUUUUCUUAUCAUUGGUCAGUUACAAAUCUUUUUUUUUUUUUAUCAAUUUUGACAUUUUUGGUGACUUUUCUAGGGUUUAGAAUUCAUUUUUGCCAUUUCCAAAGGACCAUGAGGUAGACAACUUUUUAAAGAGUAUCCCCAGUAGGCCUAAUGUUUACUCUAAUAAUUCUUGCACAAAUAAAUAAGACAUUCUCUAACUAAUAAUUCGGCCGGCAUUCUGGGUGGUCAAAGUCCCUUUUGUAGCGUCUAGCCAUCCAAAAUCCUCUUUGAAAGUCUUACUUGCUCAGAAGCCUGCUCAGACCACAACCCAAGAUCAUGAGACCUCUAGAGGUCUUACCUCAUGGUCCUUUGGAAAU
Synchiropus splendidus (mandarinfish) is the source of this 3228-nucleotide messenger RNA. It is a transcript of the gene kcnn2, whose product is annotated as potassium calcium-activated channel subfamily N member 2. Gene Ontology annotation, biological process: potassium ion transmembrane transport. Gene Ontology annotation, molecular function: small conductance calcium-activated potassium channel activity; calmodulin binding. The transcript has 8 exons. Gene Ontology annotation, cellular component: neuron projection; neuronal cell body; plasma membrane. The coding region runs from base 1 to 1980 and encodes 659 amino acids. Lineage: Eukaryota; Metazoa; Chordata; Actinopteri; Syngnathiformes; Callionymidae. The record is from RefSeq and is a predicted model, not a curated record.